CGGACGCCGCCGGAGAACAGGAAGAGAGAUCGGCGGCUCUUCAGUCUGCACGCGGCGUCGCGACGCUACCCGAACCGCGUGCAUAUCGCGCUCUUGUGGUGCUUGUCAUCGGUUUCUCGCGAAGUUCAAUGAAAUCCUCGAUUUUUCCUCAAUAUCCUGCGAAUAUCGAUCCGAGGAGUGAUCUGCUUCGAUUAUCGAAUGAUCGAGGGCUCGAAGAUGGAAGUGCGGCAUCGCGAUCCUUGAAUCGGCGGGCCAACCUUGGGAGGCGAGCAGAUAUAACAAACUCGGAAGAGUUGUAAAAGCGAAGAGGGAAAUAAAUAUAGAAGAGAUUCAAAAAGAUACAGCCUUACCUUGCAUCAAUCCACUUUCGAUUCCUGAUAGGAAGGUCAAGAAACUCAAUGUUACGACAGCUCGUAAUUUCUCAACGGAUUGAUUGCUCCAGUUAAGUCCAAGCACUUCAGUAUCGCGUAUCUCGAGAAUCUCUUGUCAAUAAGGUAGAAAGCCUCAGCUUGUCGAACAUGGGAAGUCGCAAUGCCUCUGGGAACAAACCGCAACGUAGAAGCACGGAGCGACGACGUCAACGCGACUGAUCAUCCCCGUUUUAAGGGCGAGUGAUCUCUCCGUGUCGAUCGUCCUGUGUUGUCCUGGCGCGACGUGACAGUCUGAAAGACAUCGCGUCAUGACGUCGUACGGAAGAGGACACGUCUACGAGGACGAAGGAAACUUGACCUGAAAGAAGGUCGUAUAGGAGGAUAAGCGCGGAAUCGGUUAUUGCCGCAAGAGCGACAAUGUCAACGCUCGCCACGGACACGUCGCUGCCGUCCACCGCCGUCGUCGAAGAACUGACGACCGCCCUCAUACCCACCGUCACCAGGAUAGACACGCGACUGGAUGUCAGCCCCAUCUCGGUGGUUCUAGCAGUUUCCAUAGUGUGUAUUCUGUCACCUAUCACUGUCACCGGCAAUUCCAUCAUCCUGGCCGCCUUCUACAAGUACAAGAGACUCCGGACCGCCUCCAACUGCCUACUAGUCUCCUUGGCCAUUAGCGAUUUCGGGGUUGGUGUGUUUAUGCCCUUCGGAAUGCAACUGGAGCUCUCUGGUCUACCGGAAAACGGCGUUUCCGCCCUCUGCAUCGUGCCGUACUGCAUCAUAAUCGCGCUCUGCAGCGUAAGCGUUCUGGUGACGGUGGCAAUCGCGGUUGAUCGUUUGACUUCACUGGCGCAACCGCUGCGAUAUAAGAAUAUCAUCACCCACAGUAGCAUAGAGAAGUAUAUCGCGGUCUUUUGGAUAUACGCUAUCGCCAUCGGCCUUUCGCCCCUCAUCUACGCUCAAAUCACCGGAAAGAUGCAGUUGCAUGGCGGAAGCUGCAGGUUCGACGCGGCCGUCCUACCACCGGUCAGGGUGUUUCUGUUCGUGGCAGUCUGGGCACCGAGCGCCCUAGUCCUGCUGAGCUGCUACAUGUACGUCUAUCUCGUCGCACGUUCACACGCACGCGCGAUUUACACGGUGGAAUUAUCGUUCAGACAUCAAACGCAAACCUUGGCGCUGCCUCGUUACGGACAAACGCUGGCGGUUACGGUCGGCGCGUUUCUCAUCCUGUGGCUUCCAUUUCAAACUUGCAUGCUAGUAGACAUCUUUUGUGGCACCAAUAUCCUGUCAGAAUGGUCGGUGGUAUGGCUGGGUCUGCCGAUUCUGGCGCACAGCGGCGCGAAUCCAUGGAUCUACGCAUUUCAUCAUGGUGAAAUGCGCGUCGCCGCGGGAAAGAUUGCUGAGGAUCUGGUCGCUUUGUUCGGAGUGAUGCCGAGCCGAUACAGUUGCUCGCCCAUGAGACGCGGCACCAAUACGAACCUCGAGCUAGCCGAGGUAAACAACGAUAGCAACGAGAGCAGACGGCAUCCGUCCGUGGAGGAUUGCUUCGCCACCGCCAAGCCGCAUAACAUAUUUUACGCCAGCAGAAAAUCUGCUUUGGAAACGUCGGGCAGGCAGACCGAUAUCUCGCUCGAGAAACACGACCACAUCGAUCACGUCGCGUCGUGCAGCAGCCGACCGGCCGAUAUAAUCGAGGAGAACAUCCACGAUCUGACGAAGAUGCUCGAUCCGAAGUACAUCAUCGAUCGGAACCACGUAAUCGACUCUAAUCAUAACAUCGACAAGAUCAAGAAUAUCAAGUAUAUGCUGGAUCCGACCUUCAACAAGAUCAGACAUCUUCGAAGAUUGAAUCACAAGCGACUGAGCGGCAAGGGUUUCCCCAUCAUCUCCGAGACCAAGUUCAUAUCUUACCAGAACCUGAAGAGCGACGGGGCGCACGCAAGUCGCAAGUUUCUUCCGCUGAACGCGUUGUCGGAUCCGAUGUUGAACGGCUCGAACACUUCCGUGGUGGACACGAAGGACUUCAACGAAGCGCUCCGCUGCAACAACGUCGUUCCUCAGAGACGGAACUCGAAUUUGUCGUCCAUGUCGGAUUCCAAUCUCAAGGCCACGGCGCACACUUCCGGGACGGGUAUAAAACCCUUCCCAGUAAGCGGCAACAGCACGGAGAAUCGCGGCUGCUCGGUACAAAAUCUCAAUCACGGAUACGAGGCCGCGUUAGCGAGACACGCGAUGAUGCUCUGUCAACAACUGGAGGAACAACGGAAAGCUACCAGCAAAGUCAUCUCGCAUCCACGACCCAAAUUUCGCGGCUACUUCGGGCGCGGAAGUCCGAACUUGAAGCUCAGGCUGCGAAGUAAUUCCUCCGUAUCGUCGACCUCGACGUCCAACAGCUUCAGACCGGAAUCCGACGCAAAUACACCUAGACGAAGCGUCUCGCCGAACAUCCCGCAUGUGACCAUCACGUCGAACAAACUGGCUAAUCUCAUUAACCUGGAUCCACCGUCGAGAAACGCGCACACUCAUAGAAUAGAUCUUACUGCCAGCACCGUGACCCAAACUCGGAGAACUCUGGACGUGCUGAGGCACUCUGAGUCGAUUAAUACGAUCGAUCCGUACUCGACGCGUUGUGUAACUCUGCUGGAGCCUUCCAACUUGAUGGACUCCUUGAUCGUCCCGACGAUACACUCGGAACCGCCGAGUCCUAUCGAUCCUCUCCCCUUGGCGUCCUUUCAAGACAAGGAAGCGCAGAGUCUCAAGAUGCCAGGACCCGCCGUGAACGUCAACGUCGCACAACGCGCUAAGUCACCUCUAGGUAAGAAAUGCAGUCCUGUUAGGCAUUCAGAUCCAGUGAUCCCGACCGUGCUGCUGAACAUCGAGGACUACAGCGAGCCGUCCGAACAAAACGAUCAUAAUGAAACGACGGAUAAAGGGAACGAUCUUCUCUCGAGUAACACGCCAAUCUUGGAACCGAUCGAUCUGUUUGAAGCGCUGCUGAAGAACUCGGACAAGGGCAAGGACGCGAGAUUACCGGAGCCGAUCUUCGCCGAGCACGACUCUACGCGAUUCAGCUCGAGACGACCGUCCGAUUCAAAGUGGUCCGAGUCCUCGAGGAGUCAGGAGAUCCUGCCAAGCGUGACGGAGCACCAAACCUUCCCGUCGUCCUACUCGGUUAACGACUUUCAGAUCUGCAACAGCGGCAGCGACCUCAACGACCUCACGUCCCUAGAUCCGUUCAUGUGUCCCGACGCUCUAUCGUCGUCCCUACGCGAAUCCUUCUUCAGCGCUCCGUCCGUACCCGACUCGGACAUCUUCACGUCCUUCGAAGAGAGCGACGGACCGGUCUUCACGCCCGAUUUCACCCCCGAUUUUGAGCGUGAUCCGUCGUCCGCGUACAAUUCCAUGUCGACGGUGAAUCUGAAGAGAUGCGUUAUCGAAGCGACGUUUCAAAGCAGAUCUACCGAAUCGGUGCACCGAGUUAGAUAUCCGUCGACGCGAUCCUGCGCGAUUCUAAGACUGGAACCAGCCACGCAUUCGAAUAAAUUACGCGUCAGACCCUGCACAAAUUACGUCCUAAAGAGUCCGCCGAUCAAGAGGAAUCCACAAUUAGCACCCCUCGCUAUCCCUACACCCACCGACAUCUGCACCCCUACGUUCGACGUCGUGUCGGAAAUCAAGAGCGACAAUGGUGUCGGUGUCAGAGUUUGAAGCGAGAGUGUGUAGUGUAAACGGGAAACGUGGAAAUUUUUCUGUAUUACAGAAUAUUCCGUACAAAUACUCGCUAGUCCACAGAACUUUAUUCUCUCGAAGAAAUUUAAACAUUGCAAAUAAAAUUCAAAGGCCUCUAUUGGUCGUGUAUGUGUCAUCUAGUAAUUCGUAUAACGUUAAUUUUUCAUUACAAAAUAUAUAUUAAGUUAUUAAAAUAUAUAUUUAGAAGAGAGAGAGAGAAAGAUGAAAUAUUUUCAAUGAUUAAGUCUGACAUUAUUAACAUUUCUAUAUCGAACCCAGUGUUCACUUUAGAUUAUUUAGCAUACAAGUCUUUUAUUUAUACUUUUUCUAUCACGCUUAUAAUCCUUCAAUAUAUUCCUCCAUUUCUCAUCUUUACAUUUUCAAUUUCAUCUGAGAAAUUUCAUCGAUCAAAUUUUUGCAAUUAAUUCUUGAAAAAAAUUGGUGUUCUCGAUUUAAAAAAAAAACAUUUUAAUCAAGUACAAUUUUAGUUAUAAGAAACGCGGUGUUAUAUGUGAAAAUCACGGAUAUUACAUUGUAAUAAAUUACAACAAACAUAUUUAAAGUUGGACAGAUAAUGUGAUGUCUUUCUAUAUAAUCUGUAAUUGAUACACGAACAAGAAAAAAAAACGGAAGAAAAAGAAAGAAAAAGACACACUAUAAUAUCGCUGUUUCGAUGGUUGUUCAAAUUAAUAAACAUAUUCGAUGUGUAAGGAAGCGAUAUCAGGGAUUUAUCGCGAUGUUCCGACAAAUCCGAAUGGCUGUUUUACGUCGGAAUUAACACGAUAUUUAACAAUAAAUUUAAUAAACGAUUCGUUUGUCGACCUAUCUGACCGAAUCGUUAUGCGUAAAUAAUGUUCAUCUCAAAAUGUGAAUUAAUAUUUGUCGUAUUGAGAGAGAUAGGAGGAGAUUCUCUGUGCGGUCCAAGCAUUGCCUGCGACGUAUAUCGUAACGUGUAAAUAUAUAUACGCGCGAUUGCGUAUAUAUAUUUUGCGUAUAUAUAUUUUGUAUUCUGCUGAAUCGAUCCGCGAAUUAAAUGGUUAUUCAGAGAAAUUCUGUAAAUCACAGACUCGCGGGCCAAGCGAACUGUAUCGAAUUCGAAAGUUUCGCAGAAGUCAAGAGUUAAGCUUGUAACAUGUUAUCGUUUGUGUACCUGAUGAAGAUGAUAUAAUUGUUGAUUAAGGAAGAUCGUAAAUAUAUAUAUAUAUAUAUAUAUAUAUAUAUAUAUAUAUUGGAGAAUAUUUAUCAGAAUAUAAGUAAGAAGACGCAAAACUCGUUAAAAUCUAACACGGAUAAUAAUAUGUAUUGAUGUUUUGCGAAGUCGACAAGUCGCAAAUAUUUUCGUUUGAUUUCGUCCUAUUUUUACGUAGAUGUGUUUUUUCUGAUAUAUGGCUUAUAGACAAUCUUAAUAUUCACUGCGUUUUUCUAUCAGAAAAAUAAUAUGGAAAUUUAAUUUGCUUAUGUGUAGAAACAUAUUUUUUCAAAUCGCGAUUGAAGUAAUACUUUUUUCACCAAAAAAAUAUUAAUAUAAUAUAUUAUAUUAUUGUAUUUUAUAUAUAUUAAACAAAAACGCGCAAGACAAAAAUUAACGAAAAGACGAAAGAAAAGACAAUUAUACAUGAUUAUAGUUGGAAAGAAGGACCAAAAGAGUAAAGCAGAAGUAUAAAUUUCGAAGAACAACCAAUAGCAUUAGACGCACUGUCAUUUUCUACGGGAUAUAGUAAUCAAAAUUACCAUGUGUAUUAUUUUGUUUAUAAUGUUUCAUUACACAUUGUGCACAUCUAUAUUGACAUUUCGAUUUUUCCACGAGCGUCUCAUAAAAAUCUCUAACUUUUGUAUUACGUCGCUGUUAAAAAUCGCUUUUGCUAUCUCGAAUGAUUAGAAAUAUAUCUAAGGGAGAAUAUGUAAAAGAAAUCGCGUCGCAAUCCUCAUAACUGUAUGCCAAUUAAAUACUAAAGUACUUUUAUACAUAAGAUGAGAGAGAGAGAGAGAGAAGAGAGAGAGAGAGAGAGAAGAAAUCACG
This is a messenger RNA of Nylanderia fulva, 6117 nucleotides long. RefSeq lists its product as uncharacterized. NCBI's taxonomy places the organism in Eukaryota, Metazoa, Arthropoda, Insecta, Hymenoptera, Formicidae. The record is from RefSeq and is a predicted model, not a curated record. Gene Ontology annotation, biological process: adenylate cyclase-activating G protein-coupled receptor signaling pathway; regulation of metabolic process. Gene Ontology annotation, cellular component: membrane. Gene Ontology annotation, molecular function: G protein-coupled receptor activity; phosphatidylcholine binding.